GCGCCAGGACAACUAUUUGUGGUUCACGUCGCAACGCGUUCAUGCAUACUGCUGCCAACUCGUCCGACCUGCAUGCAUGCCUUGAUCACUGCGGGGCCACGACAGCCAAAACUAGCCAUCACCCAACAUCAUCAUCAAUAUUACAACCAGCUCCAUUGCUCUUGUCCUUGGUCUCAUAGACUGGCGCACAUCUAUUCUGAUACUUAUCGCUCGCUGUUACAGUUUAUCAUCUUAUCGAGCAUCUCGAUGCGAUCGUGUCAAACACUGACGGCCCCACAACUGUAAGAACAACAAAAGCGACGACGACGACGACGACGACGGGACGAUCGGGACUACAGACUUAUGGCAGUAUGACUACUCCGGCACCAAACAGGCUCUCCGACAGCAAGCGAGACCGUCUUUAUAACAUACUACGCCGAUCCAAAAAAACCGAAACCUUUCCAUCGCCAAAUGCACCAACUUCCACUUCGAUUGGGCAACAAACGUCAACCCCGUUGGCUCCAGCUUUAGCAUCUCAUAAACAGCUUGCUUCGAAUAAAUUGACCUCCGCUAUACCCUUAACCAGUAUAACUUCUGAUACCACUUUGAUCCCUACAAAGGCAGCUUUAAUCCCCGUCUCGUCCAGCCUUUCUUCUACCUCUCAAAUUGCAACUGUGCAGCAGUCAACUCCUGUCUCUCAGCAGCGAAUUGAUCGAAUUAAACUUUCGCCAUUAAUCAAGACUCCCCAUAAGAAUCCCAGGGUCAUCAAAGCCCAAGAGGAACUCCAAAGGGUCACAGAAGAGCUCCAGGCUGAGCUUGUGAAUUAUGAAAAGACAUUUCCUGGCCCCAUUCUCGUCAAGGACGAAGAUAUUACUUCCUCUGGGUCAUUACCGACCCAAGUCGCCACAGAUUUUGGAAAGGUGGUCGCGCAAGCACUAUCCGAUCACAAAAUAGGAGAAUCUACUGUAGGAGGGAAGGUGAUAGGAUUCAUGGAAAAGCUAUAUCCUAUUACAAACAUUGUGUUGGGUAUUGUAUCAUUUGGGGCAGAUGCAGCGGGAGUUGUACCAUUGAAGCUAGCAGCAAACACGCUGAAUGUGAUUGUCAACCAAGCAGCUAAACAACAAACUCGCUCCAACGGGGUUAUUGAUUGCUUGAACAAAUUAGACACAUACCAGUCUUUCUUCCAAAAUAUCAAUCGGCUCGGAUACAUCCAGGUCUCUGAUAAUAUGCUAGAAGUGUCCACGAAUCUUCUUGCAGGAAUCAUGGGAACCUUGCGAAUUAGCCUUGCUUCCCUGCGGACCAGUUUCGUCGUCAACAUAGCCAAGGCAGUCAGAGGAGAUGAUUUUGCGGAUUCGCAACAAGCGCUAACCACAGCAAUGGAGGCCCUUGACCGAGCUAUUCAACAGGAGCUUCUCUUUGACGAGAAGGAACGGAAGUGGAAAGAUGAAUGUAAAAAAACCUUAGACUUCUUAUCUAAAAUACCCGCAGGUAAGAUGCAUCAUGAUAUACGGAACCGUCGCUUGGAGCAUUCAGGGGAGUGGAUAAUCAAGAAUGAGACAUUUCAGAAAUGGAUGAAUGGAGAUCUUAAGACGCUGUGGUGUCCUGGAAAGCCUGGUGCUGGGAAGACCUUUCUGGCGUCCGUUAUCAUUGAUCACUGCCGGACUGUAUAUGGCUCAAGCAAUACAGAAAACGAGUCAGUAGGGAUUGCUUGGAUGUACUUCAACUACAAUGACCAGAAUGCUAACAGCAUGGGUCAAGUGAUUGCGAGUCUUACGAAGCAACUGAUUGCUUCAGUAACCCCUGAGAUAGGAAAGAGCAUAAUGGAGGAUGCUAUUGAAUUUCGCGAGGAACACAACUCUGGAUCACCAGGCCCGGACGACUACUUUAUGCUCCUGUCCAAGGUGAUUAGAAGUAUGCAGAAAACUAUUUUGAUUCUCGAUGCGCUAGACGAGUGUGCGGACAAAGACUCAAAACGUGUUAACCGCGUAUGGUUAAUAAAAUCACUAUUAACGUUAGGGGUUCAGAUGUUGGUAACUUCUCGAGAGAUGCCUGCAAUUGAAGCGCUAUUUGAACAAGCUCCCGACUUCGCUAUGCUUGCAAUCAGUCCAGCUAGUCAAGAUAUCAAGUCGUACAUCCAGUGGAGAAUAUAUGAUAUGAAGUACGGGAGUCCUAACCUUCGUCAUCUUCUUAAAGAGAAUCAAUCCCUAGAAGAAAAAUUAUUCAAGCAGUGGUGGAAAAGUAUUCUGAAAUCUUUAAUCUAGCGCGUUUACAAAUGGACACCAUUAGCGAGUUUACAACAAAGGGAGAAGUGCAAGAAGCUCUCGAGACCCUUCCAAUGGAAGAAAGCGAGUUUUAUGGUCAGGCCAUUAAACGAAUCAAAAAUCAGAAACAUCAUUCGGACAAGGCAUUGCGUAUAUUAGCCUGGACUCUCUGUGCCAAAAGGCCAUUGUCUGUGCGAGAGAUGCAACUCGCUGCAGGAAUUAAGCCACGUGAAUAUCGUGAGGACUUCGAAGACUUUACACUCAAAAAGAACGAUAUAGUUGAUUUUUGUGGCGGCCUCGUACUUGUUAAUUCUGAUAGUGGAACUGUGGCAUUCGCACACUUAACCAUUAAUGAAUAUCUCCAGAGCGCAUCUAAGAGUAUAUUCCCAACAGAACCUGACACAGUCAUUGCUAGCACCUGCUUCACUUACCUCUCGUUCUAUCCCUUUAAGAGCGGCAGCUGUCCUAGUGACAAGGAAUUCGAGAGCAGACUUGAACAGAAUGUUCUCUUGGAUUAUGCUUCUCGACACUGGGGUGAGCAUGCAGAGUCAGUUCAAGACCGGGUGCUUGAUGAGGCGCGCAUUUUCUUAAUGGAUGACGAUUUGGUUUCCUGUGCUGUGCAGACCAUGUCAGCCCCAGGUAACGAAUGGAAAAAAAUUCGGAGGGGUUAUAGUCCGAGGGGUUAUAGUCAAAGAUUUCCCAAACGAACAACAGGCCUGCAUUUGACUGCAAGAUUUGGAUUGUUGUACUUGUCAGAAAGGCUGCUAUUGCAACUGAGUAAGAAUAUUAAUAUCUCAGCCAACUCUAAGGACGAGCACAGCCGGACGCCACUCUCGUGGGCUGCAGAGAACGGGCACGAGGCUAUAGUCAAGCUGCUGCUCGAGCAGAAGGCUGAGGUCGACUCGAAGGACACACAUUGGGGUCGGACACCGCUCUCGUGGGCUGCAGGGAACGGGCACGAGGCUAUAGUCAAGCUGCUGCUCGAGCAGAAGGCUGAGGUCGACUCGAAGGACAGUAAUGGUCGGACACCGCUCUCGUGGGCUGCAGGGAACGGGCACGAGGCUAUAGUCAAGCUGCUGCUCGAGCAGAAGGCUGAGGUCGACUCGAAGGACAGUAAUGGUCGGACACCGCUCUCGUGGGCUGCAGGGAACGGGCACGAGGCUAUAGUCAAGCUGCUGCUCGAGCAGAAGGCUGAGGUCGACUCGAAGGACGGGGAUGGCCGGAAACCGCUCUCGUGGGCUGUAGAGAACGGGCACGAGGCUAUAGUCAAGCUGCUGCUCGAAAAAGGGCGCUAAGUAGAUGUAAAGAAUAGCUCGCGCUAAGGUAGAUGCAAAGGAUAGCAAUGGCUGGACGCCGCUAUCCUAGGCGGCAGACAAGGGGUAUGAGGUAGUGGAACAGCUUUUACUCAAGCGAGGAGCUUUGGUAGGUAGAAGAUCUUUAUGGGCUUAUAGCGCUAUUUACAUUUUGAUCAUUAUCUACUUAGCUUUUCCCACCCGCCUCCAAAGUUUAGCCUCUUGUUAUAUACUUCUGCCUAGUUUCUAUGAAUUUCUAGAAGCUAUUAUUGAUAUUGAAUCACUAACACUAUAGCAUUAAGCUGCAAGUUAAUUUUAAAACAAAGAUGAUAUAAUCAGGAG
This is a messenger RNA of Pseudogymnoascus verrucosus, 3874 nucleotides long. RefSeq lists its product as uncharacterized. The transcript has 7 exons. NCBI's taxonomy places the organism in Eukaryota, Fungi, Ascomycota, Leotiomycetes, Thelebolales, Thelebolaceae. Bases 351 to 2240 code for a protein of 629 amino acids. The record is from RefSeq and is a predicted model, not a curated record.